Periconia digitata is the source of this 1823-nucleotide messenger RNA. NCBI's taxonomy places the organism in Eukaryota, Fungi, Ascomycota, Dothideomycetes, Pleosporales, Periconiaceae. The record is from the annotation of a GenBank genome assembly.
UCCCACGCACCUUUCAAUGGAUGCAACUCAGAUCCCGCGACAUCUGGUUGAAUCACACCUCAUACACGAUGGGCAGAAUUGAGAUCCCAACCAAGCAUCGAUUGGCGGCACCUUUCAAGUCAAAGGAGGCAUUCGUCGACUUCGCCAGAGCUCCCCAGGGCAAUGAUGGAACGACUGUUGGUAAUUCGAAAUGGUCAAAUAAGGAUCUCGAUCCAACUCCAGUGGAAGACAGGACAUGGACGUGGUACAAUCUUCCUUUGUACUGGUUCUCCAAUCAAUUCUCUCUAGUCGGUUGGAACACAGGGUCAGCUUUGGUGACCGUGGGCUUGACAUGGCAACAAUCGUUCGUCUCGGCAUGCAUAGGAUCCUUCCUUGCUGCUGUCGUGGUCGUCUUCAUGGCCCGUCCGGGCGCUAAAUAUCACAUCGGAUUCCCUGUCCUUGCUCGCUCCGUCAUGGGCAUGUAUGGGUCGUACUUCUUCGUUUUCAUUCGAGCCGUAGUGUGCAUCAUUUGGUAUGGCAUCCAGACUUUCUAUGCCGGCAACAUCCUUUCCGUAAUGCUUCGUUGCAUCUUUGGUUCCUCGUGGGACAACUUCGCGAAUACACUACCCGCCAGUGCCAAUGUAACUUCGAAACAGCUUCUGACCUUCUUUCUGGCUUGGCUUAUGGAGUUCCCAUUUAUGUGGGUUCAUCCAAAGAAUAUUCACUACAUCUUCACCGUCAAAGGCUUCGUCAUGCCCAUUGCUGCCUUCGCAGUUUUUGGCUGGUGCAUGAAGAAUGGUGGUGGACUUCGAUCUAUGGACCUUGCGUCCGCAGAAGGAGAGUUCUCAGCUUCAAAGACCCCGUUGGGCUGGAGCAUCAUGGCUGGCAUAAACACCAUCUUCGGCUCUCUCUCGCCCAUGCUGGUUAACCAGCCCGAUCUCGCUCGUUACUGCAAAAAGCCGCGUGAUGCAGGAUCUAUCCAGGGCGUCAGCGUGUUUGUGGCUUCUGUCAUUGUCUUCUUCCUAGGCAUGGCUUCGACAACAUCCAUACAGGCAGUGUGGGGAGAGGCAUACUGGAACGUCUGGGACCUUUUCGAAGCAAUUCUCGACCACCACUUUACCUCGGGCGCUCGCGCUGGCGUCUUCUUUGCUGCUCUGGCUUUCUACCUCGGUGUUUUUGCUACCAACUUCGGUGCCAAUUCAAUUCCGUUCGGCUCCGAUAUGACUGGUCUGUUCCCAAAGUGGCUCACCAUUCGCAGAGGACAAGUGCUCUGCGCAGUCCUUGGUGUUAUUGUCCAACCAUGGCAGCUGAUGGCCAACGCCUCAGCCUUCCUCAGUUUCCUCGGUUCCUACAGCAUUUUCAUGGCGCCAUUGUGCGCAGUAAUCAUGGUCGACUACUUCAUCGUGCGGAAAGGCAACGUGCACAUCCCCUCCUGCUACAUCGGCAACAAAUCCGGGCUCUACUGGUUCUGGUCCGGCGUCAACUGGGUUGGUGCUGCAGCGUGGCUACUCGGCACCACCAUGGGUAUCCCAGGUCUCAUCGGACAGUAUCAACCGCAGCUCAUCAGCGACGCUGCUAGAUACAUGUACAUGAUGGGCUGGUUGUUGACUUUCUUCACAUCCGCUAUCCUCUACUACGUCGCUACUGCGUUCAUCAAGCCGCGCAUUUUCCCGUCGGGCUUUGAGGGCACACCACUUAAGUUUGAGUGGUUGGCUAAUGAGGGCCGUGAGGGGUUCUUCGAUGGGGAGAGGGAUGGUGGAGAUGUGUAUUAUCCGUCUACACCGCCUGUCACCGAUGGCGAGGAAGUAGAAGUUGGCGAGAAGUCGGGCAGGGCUAAGAUGUGA